AUGUCUCAGACCACCAAGUCCGCCUCCAGCCAGGGCACCGACGCCAAGGACAAGAGCGCCCCGGCUCCUGCUGCCACCAGCAAGGCCACCAAGACCGGAGAGCCCGGCGUGGGAUCCUACAGAAUCAUGAUGUUCGACCAGGAGAACUUCCAGGGCCGCAUGGUGGAGGUCCAGAACGAGUGCAUGAACGUGUGCGACCGCGGCCUGGACCGCGUGCGCAGCAUCAUCGUGGAGUGCGGCCCCUUCGUCGCCUUCGAGCAGACUAACUUCCGCGGGGAGAUGUUCAUCCUGGAGAAGGGAGAGUAUCCUCGCUGGGACACCUGGAGCAACUCCUACCGCAGCGACUGCCUCAUGUCCCUCAGGCCCGUCCGCAUGGACAGCCUGGAGCACAAGAUCUGCCUGUACGAGCUCUCCGACUUCAAGGGCAACAAGAUGGAGAUCCAGGAGGACGACGUGCCCACCCUCUGGGCGCACGGCUUCUGUGACCGAGUGGGCAGCGUGAGGGUCCCCGGAGGAGCGUGGGUGGGUUACCAGUACCCCGGAUACAGAGGCUACCAGUACCUGUUUGAGUGCGGUGACUACAAACACUACAACGACUUCAGCGCCUUCCAGCCCCAGAUCCAGUCCAUGCGUCGCAUCAGGGACAUGCAGUUCCACCAGAGAGGAUGCUUCACCUUCACCUCCGCCAGCAAGUGA
Molecule: messenger RNA, 696 nt
Organism: Cyclopterus lumpus (lumpfish)
Lineage: Eukaryota; Metazoa; Chordata; Actinopteri; Perciformes; Cyclopteridae
Gene: crybb1
Product: crystallin, beta B1
Exons: 5
Coding region: 1-696 (231 amino acids)
Biological process (GO): visual perception; lens development in camera-type eye
Molecular function (GO): structural constituent of eye lens
Source: RefSeq, a predicted model, not a curated record